UCUCUCAGGCUUAACUCUCUCUGUGCCGCUCUACCAUCAUCGGAGCCCUCAAGGUGGAGCUUGACAAGGAUUGAUCCUUUUGGAGGAUUCACUUCUCCUUCAUGACGUUCCUGCAACGUCGAUGAGAGCAUUGGCUGCAGUGUUUUCCAAGCUCUUUCUGAUUCCACGAUCUGGUUUUGAACGUCGUUUUCUUUGAUGUGACGAGCUUGGCUCAGGUUGCGAAUGUCACCUGUCACGGAGAAGGCUACGGAUUCUGCAUAAUUCUGUUCAUCUCUGUUCCCUCCAACUUGUAUCGAAUGUCUCCAUCGAAUUUGAACUUCGAGUUGAAGGGGACGAAGUUGACGAUGGAGAGGCCUCAUCGAUGGAGGCUGAGACAUCACCCAGUUUGUAGACGAGGUAAGAAGGUGAUGAUCAUCAUUCUGGAUGGAUGGGGAGAGCAGAUACCCGACGACUUCAAUAGCAUUAAUGUCGCCCCCACGCCCACCAUGGACGCACUGAAGAAGACGGCACCGGAUCGAUGGCGGCUUGUGCGAGCCCAUGGCCUUUCUGUAGGCCUUCCCAGCGACGAAGACAUGGGAAACAGUGAGGUUGGCCACAACGCUCUCGGAGCUGGACGAAUCUUCACACAAGGGGCAGGCCUUGUGGACCAAGCCCUAGCCACCGGGAAGCUGUACGAGGGGGCGGGAUUUAAGUACAUCAGCUCGGCGUUCGCCCAAAAUACGUUGCACCUCAUGGGCCUGUUGAGCGAUGGUGGUGUGCAUUCUCGAUUGGAUCAACUCUUAUUGUUGAUGAAAGGGUGCGCCGAACGUGGAGCUAAACGAAUUCGUGUACACAUCCUUCUGGACGGACGGGACGUUGCUCCAGGGUCGGCUCCCAAAUACAUCGAUAUCCUGGAGAAGGAAUUCGUCGACAUCCGGAAUAUGGGGUGUGAUGCCUGUAUUGCCUCAGGGGGUGGCCGCAUGGCUGUCACCAUGGAUCGCUAUGAGAACGACUGGGGAGUGGUGAAGAUAGGAUGGGAUGCUCAAGUCCGAGGGGAAGCUCCUCACAAAUUCGCAACAGCUAUGGAGGCACUGAAGAAUCUGAAGGAGGCGAAUCCAAAGCUGGAUGAUCAGUACUUUCCUCCUUUUGUGAUCGUUGGACCCGAUGGCAAUGCGGAGGGGCCAAUCCUCGACAACGACGCCGUUGUCAGUUUCAACUUCCGGGCGGACCGCAUGGUGAUGGCAGCCAAAGCCUUCGAUCUGGAGGAGUUCGACAAGUUCGACAGAGGGGUGAUGCCCAAGAUUAAGUAUGCCGGUAUGCUGCAGUAUGAUGCAGACAUUGAGCUUCCAAAACAUUACCUGGUGACUCCUCCACUGAUCGAGAAAACCUCGGGAGAGUACCUCGUGCACAACUAUGUCAAGUCCUGGGCCUGCAGCGAGACUGUGAAAUUCGGGCACGUCACGUUUGUGUGGAACGGGAACCGCUCUGGAAUGUUCAGCUCUAGUCUGGAGAAGUAUGUGGAAAUUCCCAGUAACAAGGGCAUCCCCUUCAACGAUAACCCUGAAAUGAAAGCCAUUGCCAUCGCUGAAAAAGCUCGCGACGCCCUUCUCAGUGGCAAAUUCGACCACGUUCGUGUAAACAUAGCCAACGGAGACAUGGUAGGCCACACUGGCGAUUUCAAGGCGACCAUCUCUGCCUGCGAAGCCGUCGACCGGGCUGUGAAGAUAAUGCUUGAUGCUGUCGAAGAGGUGAAGGGUAUCUUUUUAAUCACUGCUGACCAUGGCAAUGCAGAGGACAUGGUGAAACGGAAUGCUAAAACUGGGGAACCCAUUUUGAACUCUGCUGGAGAACCUGAAGUUCUUACCUCCCACACAUGUAACCCUGUUCCGUGCAUCAUUGGUGGACCAGGAUUGCCCAAGGGUGUGAAGUUUCGAACAGACUUGCCAAAUGCCGGAUUGGCAAAUGUUGCCGCUACUUUCAUCAACUUCCAUGGAUUUGAAGCACCCUGGGAUUAUGAACCAACUUUGAUUGAAUACAAAGAAGACUGAAGAUCAUGAUGUGGAAAUUCAGUAAUUUCCAGUUAAUCCCUCUCAAGAAUUGAGUUAAUCAACUGCUUGGAAUAGAGUAUAUCAGCAUAAUUUUAAUUCUUCAUUGUUUAUUCUAAAUCACAAAAACUUCAAGAUAAUUUGAAUUAACCUUGUCACUUACAACCAUUUCACUUGUAAAAAAAUAAUCUUUGUAAACUAAACACAUCUUCAAGAAUUAAUGUUUUAUUUUAUUUUAUUUUCUUAUUUCUGUCUUUUUUAUCCAAGACAAUAACUGCAAAUAUAGAUGAGAAAAAAUAAAUAAAAAAAAUCGUGGUUUUGUA
Physcomitrium patens is the source of this 2347-nucleotide messenger RNA. RefSeq names its product 2,3-bisphosphoglycerate-independent phosphoglycerate mutase 1. Gene Ontology annotation, biological process: glucose catabolic process. NCBI's taxonomy places the organism in Eukaryota, Viridiplantae, Streptophyta, Bryopsida, Funariales, Funariaceae. Gene Ontology annotation, cellular component: cytoplasm. Gene Ontology annotation, molecular function: manganese ion binding. The record is from RefSeq and is a predicted model, not a curated record.